Messenger RNA from Thunnus maccoyii (southern bluefin tuna), 2282 nucleotides. Its product is annotated as methionine aminopeptidase 2-like. The coding region runs from base 43 to 1470 and encodes 475 amino acids. The record is from RefSeq and is a predicted model, not a curated record. NCBI's taxonomy places the organism in Eukaryota, Metazoa, Chordata, Actinopteri, Scombriformes, Scombridae. Gene Ontology annotation, biological process: proteolysis. Gene Ontology annotation, molecular function: metalloaminopeptidase activity. The transcript has 12 exons.
CACAAUCCCUGGCGCUUCCUCUUCCAGCAGCAGCCUGAGAUCAUGGCGGACGUGGCUGCGGAGCAGAAGCUCGUCCCAGACCGGGAGCUGAACGGGGAGGCGGAGGACCGGGAGGAGAACCGGGAGGAGGCCGAGCCGGUGGAGGAGACCGCAAAGAAGAAGAAAAAGAAGAAGAAGAAGAAUAAGUCUGCCACGACAGGCACCGAGGCGGAGACGGACGGAGUCGCCGUCGUGACCAAACAGCUGGAGAAGCAGGCGAUAGAGGACAAAGAGAAGGAGGAGGACGGCGAGGAAGAUGGAGAUGACGGAGAAAACACUGCAGGGAAAAAGAAGAAGAAGAAAAAGAAGAAGAAAGGACCCAAAACUCAGACUGAUCCCCCAUCUGUGCCCAUCUGCGAUUUAUAUCCAACUGGAGUUUUCCCCAUCGGACAGGAGUGUGAAUAUCCCACCUCACAGGACGGUCGCAGCGCGGCGUGGCGUACGACCAACGACGAGAAGCGGGUGCUGGAUAAAGCCAACGAGGAAGUGUGGAACGACUUCAGACAGGCAGCCGAGGCCCACAGACAGGUCCGCCAGCAUGUCCGCAGCUUCCUGAAACCCGGCAUGACCAUGAUCGAAAUCUGCGAGCGGUUGGAGGAUUGUUCCAGGAAGCUGAUAAAGGAGAACGGGCUGAACGCCGGCUUGGCGUUCCCCACCGGCUGCUCUCUGAACCACUGCGCUGCCCACUACACUCCCAACGCCGGAGACCCCACUGUCCUGCAGUACGACGACGUCUGCAAGAUCGACUUCGGCACGCACAUCAACGGGCGAAUCAUUGACUGUGCCUUCACUGUCACAUUUAACCCAAAGUAUGACAAGCUGCUGGAGGCUGUGAAAGACGCCACCAAUACUGGAAUCAAAAACGCUGGUAUUGACGUGCGUCUGUGUGAUGUUGGAGAGGCGAUUCAGGAAGUGAUGGAGUCUUACGAGGUCGAGCUUGACGGCAAAACCUACCAAGUGAAACCAAUCCGAAACCUGAACGGUCAUUCAAUCGGCCAGUACAGGAUACACGCUGGUAAGACUGUGCCCAUCGUUAAAGGAGGAGAAGCAACGAGAAUGGAGGAGGGAGAAGUUUACGCCAUCGAGACGUUCGGCAGCACAGGGAAAGGUGUGGUCCACGACGACAUGGAGUGCUCUCACUACAUGAAAAACUUCGACGUCGGCCACGUCCCCAUCAGGCUGCCCAGAGCGAAGCACCUGCUGAACGUGGUCAACGAGAACUUCGGCACGUUGGCGUUCUGCCGGCGCUGGCUGGACCGCCUUGGCGAGAGCAAGUACCUGAUGGCCCUGAAGAACCUGUGUGACCUGGGUAUCGUGGACCCUUACCCUCCCCUCUGCGACACCAAGGGCUGCUACACCGCUCAGUUCGAGCACACCAUCCUGCUCAGGCCCACCUGCAAGGAGGUGGUGAGCCGGGGAGACGACUACUGACACCCCCCUCCUCCUCCUCCUCCUCCCCACCACCACCACACAGGACCUCCAGACCCCGUUAGCAACAGAUAAAUCAGCUCAAACAGGGAGCGGUUGUCUCAGAGCAGCAGUGAAGGAUGCCAAAACGCUACUGUAUUCUACCCACAAUGCACCACUCACAGCUUGCAAUGAAGAAGGACUGGCUUUCUGAAAUUGCUGAGUUUUCUAUGUAUGUGUUUUAACACGGCUAAAGAAAAAGUGUAAACAAGGCCAACGAGUUUCUGUCUGUUGGAGGAGGCGUUGCCGUUUGCUCUCACUGUCCUGCGGACCUCAUUUUACAAAAAAACAUGAAAAAGUUAACUGUCAAACAGUUAAAAAAGUCUAUUUAAGCUGCCGCUGCGUUUAGUGCGACCCCAGUAUUCCAACUGAUGGUGAGCGUAGGAAACCCCUUCAUACCUCCCUGUUCAUUUUCAAAGUUUCUAUGGCGCCCCACUGAGCCUCCAGUGCUUCGUGCUUGAGUUAAAUUAAGCACAAACGCUACUGACGGGUUUAAGAAGUGGUCAGGCCAAAAUGCAUGGCCACGUAUCUCUCCGCAAACAGACAAUUCCUUACAUUUAAAGCUCGGGGUGUCGUCGUCGUCGUUAACAAUAACAAAUAAACGCCAUCUUCUUACAGACACCGUGCAUCUGCAGCUGUAUGUUUGGCUUUCUGUCGCUACAGGAGGGAACUCUGCACUCUGGCCCUCCAGUCAUUGUUUCUUUGAUAUUUGUAAAAUAUCUUUGGAAAUGGCUGCUGCCACUGUUCCCAAAAAUAAAGAAAUGCUUCAUUUUGAA